CUUUUAUUUCAGAUGCAGUAAUUCUUCCUAAAAAGUGUGAACUUCACAAAUAAAGCUCAAAUAUGGUGAUAAGCAAUCCAGAUGCCGUGGCCGCCGCCACCACCACAAAUAAUGCUGGUGGCGAGGCGGGCAGCAUAGCGCAUCCAUCGGGUAUUCCACGAGAUAGAAUAGAUAAUAUAAUGAGCGGUAUAGCGAAUACGGGCGAUGUGAAAAUGAAUAACCACCGAAAGAAGUUGCGUCAAAGAUUCGAUAUUAUUAAAAAGUUAGGUCAAGGCACAUACGGUAAAGUGCAAUUAGGUAUAAAUAAGGAAACCGGCCAGGAGGUGGCUAUAAAAACCAUAAAAAAGUGCAAAAUAGAGGCUGAGGCGGAUUUGGUGCGCAUACGACGUGAGGUGCAAAUUAUGAGCUCCGUACAGCAUCCUAAUAUUAUACACAUUUAUGAAG
Rhagoletis zephyria (snowberry fruit fly) is the source of this 444-nucleotide messenger RNA. Its product is annotated as NUAK family SNF1-like kinase 1. The record is from RefSeq and is a predicted model, not a curated record. Gene Ontology annotation, biological process: protein phosphorylation. NCBI's taxonomy places the organism in Eukaryota, Metazoa, Arthropoda, Insecta, Diptera, Tephritidae. Gene Ontology annotation, molecular function: protein kinase activity; ATP binding.